AUGGACGUGGACGUAAACAUGGACGUGGACAUGGUCGUGGACGUGGACGUGGACAUGGACGUGGACGUGGACAAGGACGUGGACGUGGACGUGGACAUGGACGUGGACGUGGACAUGGACGUGGACGUGGACAUGGACGUGGACGAGGACGUGGACGUGGACGUGGACGUGGAGGUGGACGUGGAGGACGUGGACGUGGACAUGGACGUGGACGUGGACAUGGACGUGGACGUGGAGAUGGACGUGGAGGUGGACAUGGACGUGGACGUGGACGUGGACGUGGACGUGGACAUUGACGUGGACGUGGAGGACUUGGACGUGGACAUGGACGUGGACGUGGACGUAGACAUGGACGUGGACGUGGACAUGGACAUGGACGUGGACAUGGACGUGGACGUGGACGUGGACAUGGACGUGGAGGUGGACAUGGACGUGGACAUGGACGUGGACGUGGACGUGGACAUGGACGUGGACGUGGACGUGGACGUGAACGUGGACGGGGACGUGGACGUGGACGUGGACGCGGACGUGGACGUGGACGUGGACGUGGACGUGAACGUGGACAUGGACGUGGACGUGGACGUGGACGUAGACGUGGACGUGGACGUGGACGUGGACAUGGACGUGGACGUAGACGUGGACGUGGACAUGGACGCGGACGUGGACGCAGACGUGGACGUGGACGUGGACGUGGACAUGGACGUGGACGUGGACGUGGACGUGGAGAGGGACGUAGACGUGGACGUGGACGUGGACGUGGACGUGGAGAGGGACGUAGACGUGGACGUGGACGUGGACGUGGACAUGGACGUGGACGUUGAUGUGGACGUGGAGGACUUGGACGUGGACAUGGACGUGGACGUGGACGUGGACCUGGACGUGGACGUGGACAUGGACGUGGACGUGGACAUGGACGUGGACGUGGACGUGGACGUGGACAUGGACGUGGACGUGGACGUGGAAGUGAACGUGGACGUGGACGUGGACGUGGACGUGGUAAUGGACGUGGACGUUGACGUGGAUGUGGACGUGGACGUGGACGUGGACAUGGACGAGGACGUGGACGUGGACGUGGACAUGGACGAGGACGUGGACGUGAACGUGGACGUGGACGUGAACGUGGACGUGGACGUGGACGUGGACGUGGACAUGGACGUGGACGUGGACGUGGUCGUGGACGUGGACGUGGACGUGGACGUGGACGUGGACUUGGACGUGGACGUGGACGUGGACGUGGACGUGGACAUGGACGUGGACGUGGACGUGGACAUGGACGUGGACGUGGACGUGGACGUGGACGUGAACGUGGACGUGGACGUGGACGUGGACGUGGACGUGGACGUGGACGUGGACAUGGACGUGGACGUGGACGUGGACGUGAACAUGGACGUGGACGUGGACGUGGACCUGAACGUGGACGUGGACGUGGAGGACUUGGACGUGGACAUGGACGUGGACGUGGACGUGGACGUGGACAUGGACAUGGACGUGGACGUGGACAUGGACGUGGACGUGGACAUGGACAUGGACGUGGACGUGGACGUGGACGUGGACGAGGACGUGAACGUGGACGUGGACGUGGACAUGGUCGUGGACGUGGACGUGGUCGUGGACGUGGACGUGGACGUGGACGUGGACAUGGACGUGGACGUGGACGUGGACGUGGACAUGGACGUAGACGUGGACGUGGACGUGGAUGUGGACGUGGAUAUGGACGUGGACAUUGACGUGGACGUGGAGGACUUGGACGUGGACAUGAACGUGGACGUGGACGUGGACGUGGACAUGGACGGGGACGUGGACGUGGACGUGGACGUGGACGUGGACGUGGACGUGAACGUGGACGUGGACGUGGACGUGAACGUGGACAUGGACGUGGAAAUGGACGUGGACGUGGACAUGGACAUGGACGUGGACGUGGACGUGGACGUGGACGUGGACAUGGACGUGGACGUGGACGUGGACAUGGACGUGGACGUGGACGUCAAGGACUUGGACGUGGACGUGGACGUGGACGUGGACAUGGACGUGGACGUGGAUAUGGAAAUGGACGUGGACGUGGACUUGGACGUGGACGUGGACGUGGACGUGGAGGACUUGGACGUGGACAUGGACGUGGACGUGGAUGUGGACGUGGACAUGGACGUGGACGUGGACAUGGACGUGGACGGGGACAUGGACGUGGACGUGGACAUGGACAUGGACGUGGACGUGGACGUGGACGUGGAAAUGGUCGUGGACGUGGACAUGGUCGUGGACGUGGACGUGGCAUGGACGGACGUGGACGUGGACGUGGAAGUGAACGUGGACGUGGACGUGGACGUGGUAAUGGACGUGGACGUUGACGUGGAUGUGGACGUGGACGUGGACGUGGACAUGGACGUGGACGUGGACGUGAACGUGGACGUGGACGUGGACGUGGACAUGGACGUGGACGUGGACGUGGACGUGGACGUGGACAUGGACGUGGACGUGGACGUCGACGUGGACGUGGACAUGGACAUUGACGUGGACGUGGACGUGGACGUGGACGUGGACGUGGACGUGGACGUGGACGUGGACGUGGACAUGGACGUGGACAUGUACGUGGACGUGGACAUGGACGUGGACGUGGACAUGGACGUGGACGUGGACGUGGACGUGGACAUGGACGUGGACGUGGACGUGGACGUGAACGUGGACAUGGACGUGGACGUGGACGUGGACGUGGACGUGGACGUGGACGUGGACGUGGACGUGGACGUAGACGUGGACGUGGACGUGGACGUGGACGUGGACGUGGACGUGAACGCGGACGUGGACGCGGACGUGGACGCGGACGUGGACGCGGACGUGGACGUGGACGUGGACGUGGACGUGAACGUGGACAUGGACGUGGACGUGGACGUGGACGUAGACGUGGACGUGGACGUGGACGUGGACAUGGACGUGGACGUAGACGUGGACGUGGACAUGGACGCGGACGUGGACGCAGACGUGGACGUGGACGUGGACAUGGACGUGGACGUGGACGUGGACGUGGAGAGGGACGUAGACGUGGACGUGGACGUGGACGUGGACGUGGAGAGGGACGUAGACGUGGACGUGGACGUGGACGUGGACAUGGACGUGGACGUUGACGUGGACGUGGAGGACUUGGACGUGGACAUGGACGUGGACGUGGACGUGGACCUGGACGUGGACGUGGACAUGGACGUGGACGUGGACAUGGACGUGGACGUGGACGUGGACGUGGACAUGGACGUGGACGUGGAAGUGAACGUGGACGUGGACGUGGACGUGGACGUGGUAAUGGACGUGGACGUUGACGUGGAUGUGGACGUGGACGUGGACGUGGACAUGGACGUGGACGUGGACGUGGACGUGGACGUGGACAUGGACGAGGACGUGGACGUGAACGUGGACGUGGACAUGAACGUGGACGUGGACGUGGACGUGGACGUGGACAUGGACGUGGACGUGGACGUGGUCGUGGACGUGGACGUGGACGUGGACGUGGACGUGGACGUGGACGUGGACGUGGACUUGGACAUGGACGUGGACGUGGACGUGGACGUGGACAUGGACGUGGACGUGGACGUGGACGUGGACAUGGACGUGGACGUGGACGUGGACGUGGACGUGGACGUGAACGUGGACGUGGACGUGGACGUGGACGUGGACGUGGACGUGGACAUGGACGUGGACGUGGACGUGGACGUGAACAUGGACGUGGACGUGGACGUGGACCUGGACGUGGACGUGGACGUGGAGGACUUGGACGUGGACAUGGACGUGGACGUGGACGUGGACGUGGACAUGGACAUGGACGUGGACGUGGACAUGGACGUGGACGUGGACAUGGACAUGGACGUGGACGUGGACGUGGACGUGAACGUGGACGUGGACGUGGACAUGGUCGUGGACGUGGACGUGGUCGUGGACGUGGACGUGGACGUGGACGUGGACAUGGACGUGGACGUGGACGUGGACGUGGACAUGGACGUAGACGUGGACGUGGACGUGGAUGUGGACGUGGAUAUGGACGUGGACAUUGACGUGGACGUGGAGGACUUGGACGUGGACAUGAACGUGGACGUGGACGUGGACGUGGACAUGGACGGGGACGUGGACGUGGACGUGGACGUGGACGUGAACGUGGACGUGGACGUGAACGUGGACAUGGACGUGGAAAUGGACGUGGACGUGGACAUGGACAUGGACGUGGACGUGGACGUGGACGUGGACGUGGACAUGGACGUGGACGUGGACGUGGACAUGGACGUGGACGUGGACGUGAAGGACUUGGACGUGGACGUGGACGUGGACAUGGACGUGGACGUGGAUAUGGAAAUGGACGUGGACGUGGACUUGGACGUGGACGUGGACGUGGACGUGGAGGACUUGGACGUGGACAUGGACGUGGACGUGGAUGUGGACGUGGACAUGGACGUGGACGUGGACAUGGACGUGGACGGGGACAUGGACGUGGACGUGGACAUGGACAUGGACGUGGACGUGGACGUGGACGUGGAAAUGGUCGUGGACGUGGACAUGGUCGUGGACGUGGACGUGGCAUGGACGGACGUGGACGUGGACGUGGAAGUGAACGUGGACGUGGACGUGGACGUGGUAAUGGACGUGGACGUUGACGUGGAUGUGGACGUGGACGUGGACGUGGACAUGGACGUGGACGUGGACGUGAACGUGGACGUGGACGUGGACGUGGACAUGGACGUGGACGUGGACGUGGACGUGGACGUAGACGUCGACGUGGACGUGGACAUGGUCGUGGACGUGGACAUGGACGUGGACGUGGACGUGGACGUGGACGUGGACAUGGACGUGGACGUCGACGUGGACGUGGACGUGGACGUGGACGUGGACAUGGACGUGGACAUGUACGUGGACGUGGACAUGGACGUGGACGUGGACAUGGACGUGGACGUGGACGUGGACGUGGACAUGGACGUGGACGUGGACGUGGACGUGGACGUGGACGUGGACGUGGACGUGGACGUGGACGUGAACGUGGACGUGAACGUGGACGUGGACGCGGACGUGGACGCGGACGUGGACGCGGACGUGGACGUGGACGUGGACGUGGACGUGAACGUGGACAUGGACGUGGACGUGGACGUGGACGUAGACGUGGACGUGGAGAGGGACGUAGACGUGGACGUGGACGUGGACGUGGACGUGGACGUGGAGAGGGACGUAGACGUGGACGUGGACGUGGACGUGGACGUGGAGAGGGACGUAGACGUGGACGUGGACGUGGACGUGGACAUGGACGUGGACGUUGACGUGGACGUGGAGGACUUGGACGUGGACAUGGACGUGGACGUGGACGUGGACCUGGACGUGGACGUGGACAUGGACGUGGACGUGGACAUGGACGUGGACGUGGACGUGGACGUGGACAUGGACGUGGACGUGGACGUGGAAGUGAACGUGGACGUGGACGUGGACGUGGACGUGGUAAUGGACGUGGACGUUGACGUGGAUGUGGACGUGGACGUGGACGUGGACAUGGACGUGGACGUGGACGUGGACAUGGACGAGGACGUGGACGUGAACGUGGACGUGGACGUGAACGUGGACGUUGACGUGGACGUGGACGUGGACAUGGACGUGGACGUGGACGUGGUCGUGGACGUGGACGUGGACGUGGACGUGGACGUGGACGUGGACUUGGACAUGGACGUGGACGUGGACGUGGACGUGGACGUGGACGUGGACAUGGACGUGGACGUGGACGUGGACGUGGACAUGGACGUGGACGUGGACGUGGACGUGGACGUGAACGUGGACGUGGACGUGGACGUGGACGUGGACGUGGACGUGGACGUGGACAUGGACGUGGACGUGGACGUGGACGUGAACAUGGACGUGGACGUGGACGUGGACCUGGACGUGGACGUGGACGUGGAGGACUUGGACGUGGACAUGGACGUGGACGUGGACGUGGACGUGGACAUGGACAUGGACGUGGACGUGGACAUGGACGUGGACGUGGACAUGGACAUGGACGUGGACGUGGACGUGGACGUGGACGUGGACGUGAACGUGGACGUGGACGUGGACAUGGUCGUGGACGUGGACGUGGUCGUGGACGUGGACGUGGACGUGGACGUGGACAUGGACGUGGACGUGGACGUGGACGUGGACAUGGACGUAGACGUGGACGUGGACGUGGAUGUGGACGUGGAUAUGGACGUGGACAUUGACGUGGACGUGGAGGACUUGGACGUGGACAAGAACGUGGACGUGGACGUGGACGUGGACAUGGACGGGGACGUGGACGUGGACGUGGACGUGGACGUGGACGUGGACGUGAACGUGGACGUGGACGUGGACGUGAACGUGGACAUGGACGUGGAAAUGGACGUGGACGUGGACAUGGACAUGGACGUGGACGUGGACGUGGACGUGGACAUGGACGUGGACGUGGACGUGGACAUGGACGUGGACGUGGACGUGAAGGACUUGGACGUGGACGUGGACGUGGACGUGGACAUGGACGUGGACGUGGAUAUGGAAAUGGACGUGGACGUGGACUUGGACGUGGACGUGGACGUGGACGUGGACGUGGACAUGGACGUGGACAUGGACGUGGACGUGGACGUGGACGUGGACAUGGACGUGGACGUGGACAUGGACGUGGACGGGGACAUGGACGUGGACGUGGACAUGGACAUGGACGUGGACGUGGACGUGGAAAUGGUCGUGGACGUGGACAUGGUCGUGGACGUGGACGUGGCAUGGACACGUGGCAGGGACGUGGACGUGGACGUGGAAGUGAACGUGGACGUGGACGUGGACGUGGUAAUGGACGUGGACGUUGACGUGGAUGUGGACGUGGACGUGGACGUGGACAUGGACGUGGACGUGGACGUGAACGUGGACGUGGACGUGGACGUGGACAUGGACGUGGACGUGGACGUGGACGUGGACGUGGACAUGGACGUGGACGUGGACGUCGACGUGGACGUGGACAUGGUCGUGGACGUGGACAUGGACGUGGACGUGGACGUGGACGUGGACAUGGACGUGGACGUGGACGUGGACGUGGACGUGGACGUGGACAUGGACGUGGACAUGUACGUGGACGUGGACAUGGACGUGGACGUGGACAUGGACGUGGACGUGGACGUGGACGUGGACAUGGACGUGGACGUGGACGUGGACGUGAACGUGGACAUGGACGUGGACGUGGACGUGGACGUGGACGUGGACGUAGACGUGGACGUGGACGUGGACGUGGACGUGGACGUGGACGUGAACGUGGACGUGGACGUGGACGUGGACGUGGACAUGGACGUGGACAUGGACGUGGACAUAGACGUGGACGUGGACGUGGACAUGGACAUGGACGUGGACGUGGACAUGGACGUGGACGUGGACGUGGACGUGGACGUGUACGUGAACGUGGACGUGGAAGUGGACAUGGACGUGGACGUGGACGUGGACAUGGACGUGGACGUGGACGUGGACGUGGAGGACUUGGAUGUGGACAUGGACGUGGACGUGGAUGUGGACGUGGACAUGGACAUAGACGUGGACGUGGACAUGGACGUGGACGUGGACAUGGACGUGGACGUGGACGUGGACGUGGACGUGAACGUGGACGUGGACGUGGACGUGGACGUGGACAUGGUCGUGGACGUGGACGUGGUCGUGGACGUGGACGUGGACGUGGACGUGGACGUGGACAUGGACGUGGACGUGGACGUGGACAUGGACGUGGACGUGGACGUGGACGUGGACGUGGACGUGGACAUGGACGUGGACAUUGACGUGGACGUGGAGGACUUGGACGUGGACAUGAACGUGGACGUGGACGUGGACAUGGAAGUGGACGUGGACAUGGACGUGAACAUAGACGUGGACGUGGACGUAGACGUGGACGUGGACGUGGACGUGGACGUGAACGUGGACGUGGACGUGGACGUGGACAUGGACGAGGACAUAGACGUGGACGUGGACGUGGACACGGACGUGGACGUGGACAUGGACGUGGACGUGGACGUGGACGUGUACGUGAACGUGGACGUUGACGUGGACAUGGACGUGGACGUGGACGCGGACGUGGACAUGGACGUGGACGUGGACGUGGACGUGGACGUGGAGGACUUGGACGUGGACAUGGACGUGGACGUGGACGUGGAUGUGGACAUGGACAUGGACGUGGACGUGGACAUGGACGUGGACGUGGACAUGGACGUGGACGUGGACGUGGACGUGGACGUGAACGUGGACGUGGACGUGGACGUGGACAUGGUCGUGGACAUGGACGUGGUCGUGGACGUGGACGUGGACGUGGACGUGGACGUGGACAUGGACGUGGACGUGGACGUGGACGUGGACAUGGACGUAGACGUGGACGUCGACGUGGACGUGGACGUGGACGUGGACGUGGACAUGGACGUGGACAUUGACGUGGACGUGGAGGACUUGGACGUGGACAUGAACGUGGACGUGGACGUGGACGUGGACAUGGAAGUGGACGUGGACAUGGACGUGGACGUGGACAUGGACGUGGACGUGGACGUGGACGUGGACAUGGACGUGGACGUGGACGUGGACGUGAACGUGGACGUGGACGUGGACAUGGACGUGGACGUGGACGUGGACGUGGACGUGGACAUGGACGUGGACGUGGACAUGGACGUGGACGUGGACGUCGACGUGGACGUGGACCUGGUCGUGGACGUGGACGUGGACGUGGACCUGGACGUGGACGUGGACGUGGACGUGGACAUGGACGUGGACGUGGACGUGGACGUGGACGUGGACAUGGACGUGGACGUGGAUGUGGACGUGGACGUGGACGUGGACGUGGACGUGGACGUGAACGUGGACGUGGACGUGGACGUGGACGUGGACAUGGACGUGGACGUGGACGUGGACGUGGACAUGGACGUGGACGUGGACGUGGACGUGGACGUCGACAUGGACAUGGACUGGACGUGGACGUGGACGUGGACGGACGUGGACUUGGACGUGGACGUGGACGUCGACGUGGACGUGAACGUGGACGUCGACGUGGACGUGGACGUGGACGUGGUCGUGGACGUGGACAUUGACGUGGACGUGGACGUGGAUGUGGACGUGGACGUGAACAUGGACGUCGACGUGGACGUGGACGUGGACAUGGUCGUGGACGUGGACGUGGACGUGGACGUGGACAUGGACGUGGAUGUGGACGUGGACAUGGACGUGGACGUGGACGUGGAGGACUUGGACGUGGACAUGGACAUGGACGUGGACGUGGACGUGGACGUGAACGUGGACAUCGACGUGGACGUGGACAUGGACGUGGACAUGGACAUGGACGUGGACGUGGACGUGGACAUGGACGUGGACAUGGACAUGGACGUGGACGUGGACGUGGACGUGGAUGUGGACGUGGACAUGGUCCUGGAAGUGGACGUGGACAUGGACGUGGACAUGGACGUGGACGUGGACAUGGACGUGGACGUGAACGUGGAGGACUUGGACGUCGACAUGGACGUGGACGUGGACCUGGACAUGGACAUGGACGUGGACGUGGACGUGGACAUGGACGUGGACGUGGACGUGGACGUGGACGUGGACGUGGACGUGGACAUAGACGUGGACAUGGACGUGGACGUGGACAUGGACGUGGACGUGGACAUGGACGUGGACGUAGACGUGGACGUGGACGUGGACGUGAACGUGGACAUGGACGUGGACGUGGACGUGGACGUGGACGUGGACGUAGACGUGGACGUAGACGUGGACAUGGACGUGGACGUGGACGUGGACGUGGACGUGAACGUGGACGUGGACGUGGACGUGGACGUGGACGUGGACGUGGACAUAGACGUGGACGUGGACGUGGACGUGGACAUGGACGUGGACGUGGACGUGGACGUGGACUUGGACGUGUACGUGAACGUGGACGUGGACAUGGACAUGGACGUGGACGUGGACGUGGACGUGGACGUGGACAUGGACGUGGACGUGGACGUGGAGGACUUGGACGUGGACAUGGACGUGGACGUGGACGUGGACGUGGACAUGGACAUGGACGUGGACGUGGAGAUGGACGUGGACGUGGACAUGGACGUGGACGUGGACGUGGACGUGGACGUGGACGUGAACGUGAACGUGGACGUGGACGUGGACGUGGACGUGGACAUGGUCGUGGACGUGGACGUGGUCGUGGACGUGGACGUGGACGUGGACAUGGACGUGGACGUGGACGUGGACGUGGACGUGGACAUGGACGUAGACGUGGACGUGGACGUGGACGUGGACGUGGACAUAGACGUGGAUAUUGACCUGGACGUGGAGGACUUGGACGUGGACAUGAACGUGGACGUGGACGUGGACAUGGACGUGGACGUGGACAUGGACGUGGACGUGGACAUGGACGUGGACGUGGACGUGGACGUGGACGUGGACAUGGACGUGGACGUGGACGUGGACGUGAACGUGGACGUGGACGUGGACAUGGACGUGGACGUGGACGUGAACGUGGACGUGGUCGUGGACGUGGACAUGGACGUGGACGUGGACGUGGACGUGGACAUGGACGUGGACGUGGACAUGGAGGUGGACGUGGACGUCGACGUGGACGUGGACGUGGACAUGGAGGUGGACGUGGACGUGGACGUGGACGUGGACGUGGACGUGGACAUGGACGUGGACAUGGACGUGGACGUGGACGUGGACGUGGACAUGGACGUGGACGUGGACGUGGACGUGGACGUGGACAUGGACGUGGACGUGGACGUGGACGUGGACAUCGACGUGGACGUGGACAUGGACGUGGACGUGGACAUCGACGUGGACGUGGACGUGGACGUGGACGUGGACAUGGACGUGGACGUGGACGUGAACGUGGACGUGGACCUGGACGUGGAUGUGGACGUGGACGUGGACAUGGACGUGGACGUGGACGUGGACGUGGACGUGAACGUGGACAUGGACGUGGACGUGGACGUGGACGAGAACGUGGACAUGGACGUGGACGUGGACGUGGACGUGGACGUGGACAUGGACGUGGACGUGGACGUGGACGUGGACAUGGACGUGGACGUGGACGUGGACGUGAAGGACUUGGACGUGGACGUGGACGUGGACGUGGACAUGGACGUGGACGUGGAUAUGGACAUGGACGUGGACGUGGACAUGGAUGUGGACGUGGACGUGGACGUGGACAUGGACGUGGACAUGGACGUGGACGUGGACGUGGACGUGGACGUGGACAUGGACGUGGACGUGGACGUGGACAUGGUCGUGGACGUGGACGUGGUCGUGGACGUGGACAAGGACGUGGACGUGGACGUGGACAUGGACGUGGACGUGGACGUGGACGUGGACAUGGACGUAGACGUGGACGUGGACGUGGACGUGGACGUGGACGUGGACAUGGACGUGGACAUUGACGUGGACGUGGAGGACUUGGACGUGGACAUGAACGUGGACGUGGACGUGGACAUGGAAGUGGACGUGGACAUGGACGUGAACAUGGACGUGGACGUGGACGUAGACGUGGACGUGGACGUGGACGUGGACGUGGACGUAAACGUGGACGUGGACGUGGACGUGGACGUGGACAUGGACGUGGACAUAGACGUGGACGUGGACGUGGACGUGGACACGGACGUGGACGUGGACAUGGACGUGGACGUGGACGUGGACGUGUACGUGAACGUGGACGUGGACGUGGACAUGGACGUGGACGUGGACGUGGACGUGGACAUGGACGUGGACGUGGACGUGGACGUGGACGUGGACAUGGACAUGGACAUGGACGUGGACGUGGACAUGGACGUGGACGUGGACAUGGACGUGGACGUGGACGUGGACGUGGACAUGGACAUGGACGUGGACGUGGACAUGGACGUGGACGUGGACGUGGACGUGGACGUGGACAUAGACAUGGACGUGGACGUGGACAUGGACGUGGACGUGGACGUGGACGUGGACUUGGACAUGGACAUGGACGUGGACGUGGACAUGGACGUGGACGUGGACAUGGACGUGGACGUGGACGUGGACGUGGACGUGAACGUGGACGUGGACGUGGACGUGGACAUGGUCGUGGACGUGGACGUGGUCGUGGACGUGGACGUGGACGUGGACGUGGACAUGGACGUGGACGUGGACGUGGACGUGGACAUGGACGUAGACGUGGACGUGGACGUGGACGUGGACGUGGACAUGGACGUGGACAUUGACGUGGACGUGGAGGACUUGGACGUGGACAUGAACGUGGACGUGGACGUGGACAUGGAAGUGGACGUGGACAUGGACGUGGACGUGGACAUGGACAUGGACGUGGACGUGGACAUGGACGUGGACGUGGACGACGUGGACAUGGACGUGGACGUGGACGUCGACGUGGACGUGGACCUGGUCGUGGACGUGGACGUGGACGUGGACCUGGACCUGGACGUGGACGUGGACGUGGACGUGGACAUGGACGUGGACAUGGACGUGGACGUGGACGUGGACGUGGACAUGGACGUGGACGUGGACGUGGAUGUGGACGUGGACGUGGACAUGGACGUGGACGUGGACGUGGACGUGGACGUGGACGUGAACGUGGACGUGGACGUGGACGUGGCCAUGGACGUGGUCGUGGACGUGGACGUGGACAUGGACGUGGACGUGGACGUGGACGUGGACGUGGACGUCGACAUGGACAUGGACGUGGACGUGGACGUGGAUGUGGACAUGGACGUGGACGUGAAGGACUUGGACGUGGACGUGGACGUGGACGUGGACAUGGACGUGGACGUGGAUAUGGACAUGGACGUGGACGUGGACUUGGACGUGGAUGUGGACGUGGACGUGGACGUGGACGUGGACGUGGACAUGGACGUGGACGUGGACGUGGACGUGGAAAUGGACGUGGACGUGGACGUGGACGUGGAAAUGGUCGUGGACGUGGACAUGGUCGUGGACGUGGACGUGGUAUGGACACGUGGCAGGGACGUGGACUUGGACGUGGACGUGGACGUGGACGUGGACGUGAACGUGGACGUCGACGUAGACGUGGACGUGGACGUGGUCGUGGACGUGGACAUGGACGUGGACGUGGACGUGGAUGUGGACGUAGACGUGAACGUGGACGUCGACGUGGACGUGGACGUGGACAUGGUCGUGGACGUGGACGUGGACGUGGACGUGGACGUGGACAUGGACGUGGAUGUGGACGUGGACAUGGACGUGGAUGUGGACGUGGAGGACUUGGACGUGGACAUGGACAUGGACAUGGACGAGGACGUGGACGUGGACGUGGACGUGAACGUGGACAUCGACGUGGACGUGGACAUGGACGUGGACAUGGACAUGGACGUGGACGUGGACGUGGACAUGGACGUGGACAUGGACAUGGACGUGGACGUGGAGGUGGACGUGGAUGUGGACGUGGACAUGGUCCUGGAAGUGGACGUGGACAUGGACGUGGACAUGGACGUGGACGUGGACAUGGACGUGGGCGUGAACGUGGAGGACUUGGACGUCGACAUGGACGUGGACGUGGACCUGGACAUGGACGUGGACGUGGACGUGGAGGUGGACGUGGACAUGGACGUGGACGUGGACGUGGACGUGGACGUGGACAUGGACGUGGACAUGGACGUGGACGUGGACUUGGACGUGGACGUGGACAUGGACGUGGACGUGGACGUGGACGUGGACGUGGACGUGGACGUGGACGUGGACGUGAACGUGGACGUGGACGUGGACGUGGACGUGGACGUGGAUAUAGACGUGGACGUGGACGUGGACGUGGACAUGGACGUGGACGUGGACGUCGACGUGGACGUGGACGUGUACGUCGACGUGGACGUGGACGUGUACGUGAACGUGGACGUGGACAUGGACAUGGACGUGGACGUGGACGUGGACGUGGACAUGGACGUGGACGUGGAUGUGGACGUGGAGGACUUAGACGUGGACAUGGACGUGGACGUGGACGUGGACGUGGACAUGGACAUGGACGUGGACGUGGACAUGGACGUGGACGUGGACAUGGACGUGGACGUGGACGUGGACGUGGACGUGAACGUGGACGUGGACGUGGACGUGGACAUGGUCGUGGACGUGGACGUGGUCGUGGACGUGGACGUGGACGUGGACGUGAACAUGGACGUGGACGUGGACGUUGACGUGGACGUGGACAUGGACGUAGACGUGGACGUGGACGUGGACGUGGACGUGGACAUAGACGUGGAUAUUGACGUGGACGUGGAGGACUUGGACGUGGACAUGAACGUGGACGUGGACGUGGACAUGGACGUGGACGUGGACAUGGACGUGGACGUGGACAUGGACGUGGACGUGGACGUGGACGUGGACGUGGACAUGGACGUGGACGUGGACGUGGACGUGAACGUGGACGUGGACGUGGACAUGGACGUGGACGUGGACGUGGACGUGGACGUGGACGUGGACGUGGACAUGGACGUGGACGUGGACGUGAACGUGGACAUGGACGUGGACGUGGACGUGGACGAGAACGUGGACAUGGACGUGGACGUGGACGUGGACGUGGACAUGGACGUGGACGUGGACGUGGACGUGGACAUGGACGUGGACGUGGACGUGGACGUGAAGGACUUGGACGUGGACGUGGACGUGGACGUGGACAUGGACGUGGACGUGGAUAUGGACAUGGAUGUGGACGUGGACAUGGAUGUGGACGUGGACGUGGACGUGGACAUGGACGUGGACAUGGACGUGGACGUGGACGUGGACGUGGACGUGGACGUGGACAUGGACGUGGACGUGGACGUGGACGUGGACGUGGACAUGGUCGUGGACGUGGACGUGGUCGUGGACGUGGACAAGGACGUGGACGUGGACGUGGACAUGGACGUGGACGUGGACGUGGACGUGGACAUGGACGUAGACGUGGACGUGGACGUGGACGUGGACGUGGACGUGGACAUGGACGUGGACAUUGACGUGGACGUGGAGGACUUGGACGUGGACAUGAACGUGGACGUGGACGUGGACAUGGAAGUGGACGUGGACAUGGACGUGAACAUGGACGUGGACGUGGACGUAGACGUGGACGUGGACGUGGACGUGGACGUGGACGUGGACGUGAACGUGGACGUGGACGUGGACGUGGACGUGGACAUGGACGUGGACAUAGACGUGGACGUGGACGUGGACGUGGACACGGACGUGGACGUGGACAUGGACGUGGACGUGGACGUGGACGUGUACGACUUGGACGUGGACAUGGACGUGGACGUGGACGUGGACGUGGACAUGGACAUGGACGUGGACGUGGACAUGGACGUGGACGUGGACAUGGACGUGGACGUGGACGUGGACGUGGACGUGAACGUGGACGUGGACGUGGACGUGGACAUGGUCGUGGACGUGGACGUGGUCGUGGACGUGGACGUGGACGUGGACGUGGACAUGGACGUGGACGUGGACGUGGACGUGGACAUGGACGUAGACGUGGACCGUGGACUGGACGUGGACGUGGACAUGGACGUGGACGUGGACAUGGACGUGGACGUGGACGUGGACAUGGACGUGGACCUGGACGUGGACGUGGACAUGGACGUGGACGUGGACAUGGACGUGGACGUGGACGUCGACGUGGACGUGGACCUGGUCGUGGACGUGGACGUGGACGUGGACCUGGACGUGGACGUGGACGUGGACGUGGACAUGGACGUGGACAUGGACGUGGACGUGGACGUGGAUGUGGACGUGGACAUGGACGUGGACGUGGACGUGGAUGUGGACGUGGACGUGGACAUGGACGUGGACGUGGACGUGGACGUGGACGUGGACGUGAACGUGGACGUGGACGUGGACGUGGACAUGGACGUGGUCGUGGACGUGGACGUGGACAUGGACGUGGACGUGGACGUGGACGUGGACGUCGACAUGGACAUGGACGUGGACGUGGACGUGGAUGUAGACGUGGACGUGGACACGUGGACGUGGACGUUGGACGUGGACGUGGACGUGGACAUGGACGUGGACGUGGACGUGGACGUGAACGUGGACGUGGACGUGGACGUGGACGUGGACAUAGACGUGGACGUGGACGUGGACGUGGACAUGGACGGGACGUGGACGUCGACGUGGACGUGUGACGUGUACCUGUGA
Molecule: messenger RNA, 16104 nt
Organism: Closterium sp. NIES-65
Lineage: Eukaryota; Viridiplantae; Streptophyta; Zygnematophyceae; Desmidiales; Closteriaceae
Source: the annotation of a GenBank genome assembly